AUGUUUUCUUUUAGAAAUAUCAGUAGUCAAGGAUCGAAUGCUGGCAAAAAAACAUCGGAACAUCGAUAUUCUCUAUCACAACCGAUCGAAACAAACGAUAGCGCAGAUGAUAACCAUGAAAAUGACUCAGAUUCGCAGCAGUGCGCAUCAACACAGCAAAUCCCUGAACCGGAACGUGCCCGCGAUGAUGGCCUUUUGAAGAAACGUCGUGGACGUCGUGCAUUGGCUCCGCCAAAAGUUGCUGAUGAAUUUUUCGGAGUGUAUUGCUUGAUCAGUCGAAGUCCCAAUAAAUAUUUCAAGGUGAAUAUCAGAUGA
This is a messenger RNA of Anisakis simplex (herring worm), 315 nucleotides long. NCBI's taxonomy places the organism in Eukaryota, Metazoa, Nematoda, Chromadorea, Rhabditida, Anisakidae. The record is from the annotation of a GenBank genome assembly.